AUGUCUGCUGCCAGCUGUCUGCGAUCUGAAGAUCAGUUUCUGUGCUCCAUCUGUCUGGAUGUGUUCACUGAUCCAGUCACCACAUCAUGUGGACACAACUUCUGCAAAAACUGCAUCACUGAACACUGGAACACUAAUGACCAGUACCUGUGUCCCAUCUGUAAAGAGGUUUUUACCAGAAGACCUGAUUUGAGAGUCAAUACUCUGCUCUCUGAGAUGGUUUCUCAGUUCAGACAGGAAGCUCAACAGAAAGCCAGCAGCAGCAGCUCAGAGCAACAAGCUGCCAAACCAGGAGAAGUUCCCUGUGACGUCUGUACUGGAACCAAACUGAAGGCCCUGAAGUCCUGUCUGGUGUGUCUGGCCUCCUACUGUGAGACUCACCUGGAGCCUCAUCUGACAGCUUCACGCCUGAAAAGACACCAGCUGAUGGACCCUGUGGAGAACCUGGAAGACAGGAUGUGUAUGAAGCACGAUAAACCUCUGGAGCUGUUCUGUAAGACCGACCAGACAUGUGUCUGCAAGUUCUGCCCUAUUUUAGACCACAAGACACAUGAUGUUGUUCCUCUGAAAGAAGAAUAUGAAGGAAAGAAGGCAGAGCUGGGGAAGACAGAGGCUGAAAUUCAGCAGAUGAUCCAGAAGAGACGACUGAAGAUUCAAGAGAUCAAACACUCAGUUGACCUCAGUAAGAAAGAUGCAGACAGAGAGAAAGCAGAAGGCGUUCGGGUCUUCGAUGCUCUGAAGGAGUCUAUUAGGAGAAGCGAGGCAAAAGUUGUCAAAACAAUCAAAGAAAGGCAGAAAACGACAGAGAAACAGGCUGAAGACUUCAUCAAAGAGCUGGAACAGGAAAUCUCUGAGCUGAAAAAGAGAUGCACUGAGGUGAAGCAGCUCUGUCACUCUGAAGACCACCUCCACCUCCUCCAAAACUUCCCGUCCCUGAAAGCUGCUCCACCCACCAAAGACUGGACAGAGGUCAGCGUCCAUCCAUCAUAUGAGGGGACUGUGGUGAGAGCUGUGGCUCAGGUGGAGGAGACGCUCAGUAAAGAGAUGAGGAAGCUGUUUACUGAGGCUGAGCUGAAGAGGGUCCAGCAGUAUGCAGUGGAUGUGACUCUUGAUCCUGAUACAGCACAUCCUAAACUCGUCCUGUCUGAUGAUGGGAAACAAGUAAACUGUAGUGAUGUGAAGAAGAAUCUCACAGACAACCCAAAGAGAUUUAUGCGUUAUGCUAAUGUUUUAGGAAAGCAGAGUUUCUCUUCAGGCAGAUUUUACUUUGAGGUUCAGGUCAAAGGGAAGACUGACUGGGAUUUAGGAGUGGCCAGAGAGUCGAUCAACAGGAAGGGAGUAGUCACACUGAAACCUCAGAAUGGUUACUGGACUAUAUGGUUGAGAAAUGGAAAUGAGUAUAGAGCUUGUAAUGACCCUCCAUUUGAUUUCUCUCUGAAGUCUCAGCCUCAGAAGGUGGGGGUGUUUGUGGAUUAUGAGGUGGGUCUGGUCUCCUUUUAUGAUGUAGAUGCUGCAGCUCUUAUCUACUCCUUUACUGGCUGCUCCUUCACUGAGAAACUCUAUCCAUACUUCAGUCCCCGCCCUAAUGAUGGUGGUAAAAACUCCGCCCCUCUGAUCAUCUGUCCUGUCAAUCAAACUGCCUGA
Messenger RNA from Thunnus maccoyii (southern bluefin tuna), 1644 nucleotides. Its product is annotated as E3 ubiquitin-protein ligase TRIM21-like. Gene Ontology annotation, molecular function: protein binding; zinc ion binding. Bases 1 to 1644 code for a protein of 547 amino acids. The transcript has a single exon. The record is from RefSeq and is a predicted model, not a curated record. Lineage: Eukaryota; Metazoa; Chordata; Actinopteri; Scombriformes; Scombridae.